This is a messenger RNA of Blastomyces dermatitidis ER-3, 2872 nucleotides long. RefSeq lists its product as uncharacterized. The transcript is spliced from 2 exons. Gene Ontology annotation, cellular component: endoplasmic reticulum membrane. NCBI's taxonomy places the organism in Eukaryota, Fungi, Ascomycota, Eurotiomycetes, Onygenales, Ajellomycetaceae. The record is from RefSeq and is a predicted model, not a curated record. Bases 202 to 2286 code for a protein of 694 amino acids. Gene Ontology annotation, biological process: protein secretion. Gene Ontology annotation, molecular function: protein binding; GTPase activator activity; guanyl-nucleotide exchange factor activity.
AGCAAAAGCAAGGAAUCAACAACGAACAACUGGUCAUAUUCAUCUCUGCUGCUUGACCGGACUAUAUACAUUAUUUUUUGCACAUAUUAUGGACCAAUUUCCUUUUUCCAGCCAUAACUUUUGACUUGCCCUUUUGUGCAUACCAUCAAGACACAAUAAACCAGCUGGAUUCUUAGCCUCCCGAGCUCCAGUAAACAGAACAUGGCUCCAGAUAUCCCAUCCGCCAAAAUCACCCUUUCAUGUCCACUCUUCGGCGCGGAUUUUGACCCUCGGAAUAAUAAUUUCCUUCUUGUAGGCGGCGGCGGAGGUGAGGGGCGCAGCGGAGUUGGAAAUAAAAUUACCUUGCUAAAUACCUCCCGACGCAAAGAGAUAUCUGAAAUCGUCGAUAUUGAAUUAUCUCGAGAUGAAGAUUCUGUGACCUCACUGGCCGUAUCGAAGUCGAAUGACAGGUCAAUCAUAGCUUUGGCCGGCAUCAACAGCUCCCUUGCGGAGCAGCAACAGGACAAUAAUGAGCAUCUCAGAUCUUUUCGGCUAGAUUACCCGCCCAGACAGGUGCCAAUCGACUCCAACACCUCACCGGCAAAAUCUGAAAAGGGAGGGAAGAAGCACGAUGCUCAGCCUGCCCGGCCGACAUCAACCCCUUUGUCGCGCGCGUCGCUGUUUGAGCCGAAGUAUAAACCUAAGGAGAAGCGGGAAACAUACCAGAGAUUACUGCGGCUUUCGCCAUGGAAGGGAGAGGAGGCCCCUCGUAUUGGCGCGGUAGCUACCGGUUUGGCUCCGGAGGGGGAAAUGGUCGUGUUCAAUGCGACGUCUUCAACGCCUGGGGAGUCCGAUAUCCUAGGUCGGAUCCGGCUGGAGGGCAAAGAUGAAGUUGAGGAUGUGGACAUGCUACCAGGCAGUGAAGGCGGGGAUGGGAAGUUCAAGGUGGCAUUUACGGACGGGACGUCUAUUUACACAUUUAUAGUUUCUGCUUCGACGAAGUCGAAUGCGAGUCCGAAAACUAAGGCAGCCUACACCCUGCCAUUUCCCGAUUAUUUUGCAGGGACUAAGAAGAGAAGCAAAAUCCGUGCUCUCAGGUUCCUUUCCCCAACAUCCUUUCUCGUCCUACUUAAUCACCCAGACCGAGCGGGCUGCGAACUAGCAAUAAUCUCCCUCGGCCUCGCACAAGAAGGCACCGUCGUCCGACGAACCAGGCUCCCACGCGCUAUGAAAAUUGGCCUAGGCCUGGACGUGUGCCCGCUCUCCGAAUCGGCCAUGGGCACCAGACAAUUCAUAAUUGCAGUAUCCGGCAACGACAAUUCAAUCCAGAUCCUCACUCUCGAAUACACACGCAAAAGCAAAAACCCCUUCGGCAAAUUCCGCCCCUAUGCCACCCUGCGCAAUGUGCACCCUUUCUCUAUGACGCGCCUUGUCUUCUCAACGUUUACCCCACCCACUCAACCUGUGUCCGCCGACGUACGGCCGCAGGAUGUCAAACUCGCCUCAAUAAGUGUCGGCAAUACAGUCGUCGUGCAUACUCUCCCCGUGACCCCUUCUCCCCCCAAAUCCCGAAAUCCACGCCACGUUCUCGCCCAACCGGUGGCCUCAGAGCUUCUACAGCCACUGUUCAGCGGAUUCAUGGCGUUGAUAGUCGUGGCACUAGGCGCAUUCUUCCUACAAGCCUUCACGGAGAUACGAGGUGGUGUACCGCCAACGCUUGGAGCUCAAGAAUGGCUGAGUCCCAAGAUCAGCUCAAUGAUUGCGCGUCCGUAUCUUUUUGAAAACGGUCUGUCGUCACAAUAUCAGAAAUGGCGAUCACCCGCAGCGACAGAUACGGCUACAGCUACAACAUCCCCAUCGGUAUCGAUCUCCGUAACGACGAUGACGGUAACAAGCACAACCAACAUCCCAGUCGUGCAAACAAACCCAACACCGAACCUCCGCGAUUUACUUUCCUCUCUUUCCCGCGCGGUGCCAGAAGCCACCCCGACCCCAGAGACUCCCGAAGAAUCCGCGCCGGGAUCUAUCAAGAUCGUUGUCCAUGAACACCCAGAUGACCCAUCACUAGUCACCGUUAUAGCCGUCCCCCACGCAUCUGGCGACGGAGACAGCGACAGGGACGGAGAAAAGGCACACCAAACACGCAAAUGGGAGGAUCUACAUGAGCACGAGCGUGAGGCGUGGAAGGAGAAACUUAGAGCCGCAGGUCAUUGGGCUGUGGAGGAAGGGGAGGCGAUUUUGAGAGGUUUGUUUUUUGGGCAGGUCGCAGGAGGCAUGGCGGGUGCGGUUGUGGGGGAUAGGGUUUGACUGGGGUUUGGUCGUGUGAGGCGUUAAAGUUUUUUCUUUUUUUUUUUCCUUUUCCUUUUCCUUUUCCUUUUUGGGUUAUGAGUCUAUGAACUAGUUUUGUUGAUAUGGAUUUGUUCGGGGCGGAAAAUUGAUCGGGAUGGUCGCGUUUUGGGCGGGACAUACACAACAACAUACACUGCUCCAUGGCCAAACUGACACAAGUAGGCUCUUGGAAGAAGAGCCUGAGGGAAAAUGCCCUUUUUUCCUCCUCUGCUUCCUUCCCCGUUUAUGUUUCUUGGAGCUUGAUCAUUGUACAUGUACAUGUACCUACGUUCUUCGUCUGAUAUACCUCCAACCUAUCUUAUCAUGUUAAUAACUACUUAGCCUCUCACAUGUCUCAAGUUAUUAUUAUCUCCUUUGCCAAAAAGCACUCACCGUCUUUCUGCUGUAGCAUAUCCAGACACUGCCGUCCCUUAUUCUACGCAAUGUACACUACCUACAUAAUGGACUCAAUUGAUUGAUCUUACGUUAAUUAGUAACUAUUAACUGGCCACCACUCUUCUCCCCUACAUUACUACUCUAUGCCGGCAAAAUAAAUUUGACUCAC